Molecule: messenger RNA, 6031 nt
Organism: Pectinophora gossypiella (pink bollworm)
Lineage: Eukaryota; Metazoa; Arthropoda; Insecta; Lepidoptera; Gelechiidae
Product: thyroid receptor-interacting protein 11-like
Exons: 9
Coding region: 137-4681 (1514 amino acids)
Biological process (GO): endoplasmic reticulum to Golgi vesicle-mediated transport; Golgi organization
Cellular component (GO): Golgi apparatus
Molecular function (GO): small GTPase binding
Source: RefSeq, a predicted model, not a curated record
UUGUUUUGCCAACUGGACAAAGUCUGUCAUUGUUGCAAAAUAAUGCAAUUUUCUUAUUGUUUACAUUCUUUCCCUCAAAACAUUUCUUUUGAAAAUCCUUACUAGUGAUAUGUGGCGUUAAGUUCUACCAUUCACAAUGUCGUGGCUAAAUCUGAACCAGAGUUUGAACAGUUUGAAAGGACAGAUCACCAAUUUCGCAUCUGAAGUGUUGUCUGAGGGUGUUGCGCAGGAUUUUGGCGACAGUUCUUCGAGGACAGACUUGUCUGCAAAGGAGUUAGAGGAAAAAUGUCACAAUCAAGAGCUCGAGAUUGCAGCACUGAAAAAGCUAAAUGACGAACUUCAGGCUUCACUACAAUCAGAGAGGCUCUCCAGAAAAAAUGGCGUCAAAGAAGAAGAAGCGAGCUGGUACUGGGAUCCACCAACUCAACCUGCGAAAGACGCCAACCAUUACGAACACCAAAUUGCAGCUCUUCAGAACGAAAUAUCCUCCUUAAAACAACGACAAAGCCAUGAUAUCCGAUCUGAAAGUCAUGAAGAAUUAGAUAGGCUUCGUGAAGAAAACAGAAAUCUAACAACCAACCUAGAAGAUCUAGACAAUCAACACCAAAUGGCUAUGGAACGGCUACUGACGCUAAAAAAGGAAUUGCAAAAGAAUUUCGAAGUCCUCAAACAAGAGCACGAGGAUUUAAAAAACAGGAAUGAUGAAUUUGCUAUGGAAAGGGAGUUAUUGCAAAACAAAAUCAAUGAAAAAGACAAAGAGUUACAUAAAGUGAAUGCUGAAAGAUCAGAUAUUGAAACCCUACAUCAUAAGUACUUGAAUCUUGAAAAAGUACAUUCUAUUUUAAGGGAAAAUGCUGAGAAAUUCCAAGAAGAAAAUCAAGAAUUACAUGAAGAAAUUUUCAAACUACAAGAGCAAGUAACUAAAUAUGAACAUGAACUGGAAGUUGCUACUAAACAUUGUGAAAUGUCUAACACGGUGCCUAGAGAGACGUACGAUGAACUUAUUAAAGAACUGAAUGAGUUAAAAGAUAGUAGGAACGCUAAUAGGGUUCAUAUGGAUGAAGUCAAUAUCGAUGAUAACGCUAAAAGCGUUAUUGAGAGUCUCAAACGUGAGAUACGUGAGUUAAAACUUGAAUUAGUCCAGAAAGAUAAUGCAGAGAAAAGUCAUAAUGAUAAUGACCACAGAUUUGUAAAAUCGGAGAUAAUAAUGCAACUAUAUAAUAAAUACGUCAACUUUGAAUUACCAAUUGAUUAUAUAGGAGAGAUGCCAUCUACAGAAGAUAAUAUUGUCAUAUUCAAAUUGGAAAGCGCUUUCAAAACCCUCAACUCAUUCAAGAAAGAUAUCGAUGUGUUAGAACACAAACUUUCAGAAAAAAAUCACAAUAUCAAUCACUUACAGACUCAAAUAGAUGAUUUGGCUGGUGAAAACGAUUUCCUCACAACGGAUCUCCAACAUUUUGAAUCUGAACUAAACGAAAUGAAGAAGAACAAUGACUUCCUAAUUUCGGAAAUCGCAACUUUGAAAAAUUCGUCCAAACUAGAACCAAUCAUAGAAACACAUGAGGAUAAUUUGGCGAAACUAGAAACUGAAUUGGACAACUGCAACAAAAUGAAUAAGAAUUUCGAAAGUGAAAUUAAAAGGAUAGAGAAAGAAUUGAAUGAAGUCAGAGUUGAGAAACUAGUUUUACAAGAAAGCUUAUCUGAUAUGCGACAUAAAUACAUAACUAUGUUGAAAGAAUUAGAAACGGUUAAAACUAAAACACACGAUUUUGAAGAAUUGGAGAAAGGCAGCCAAUCUGGUCAAAACGACAAAUUAAAGAAAGCAAUAGAUGAUAUUGAUGAUCUGAAGAAAAAGCUCAACGCAUCUAACGCUAAAAACGAACAGCUCUCCAUUGACAUACAUAUUAUAGAAAAUGAUAAAGUUUUAUUGACAAAAGAAGUAGAUGAUCUGAAACAUGCGCUAUCAGAAACUGUGUCUGCACACAAAGAGCUAGAAACAUUGAAAACAUCUCUUGAUAAUAAAUUAGAAGAUGUAGAAGUGAAAUUGGAUGAAGUCCUCAAACAUAAACAUGAUAUAGAACAUGAAAAGAUGAAAUUAGAAAAAAGGUUAAAAAUAUUUGAAAAUGAAAGCAAAACAAACGAUUCUGUUCAUACUGAAUUAGAAAAGGUCACAACUGAAAAAAAUGAACUAGCAGAAAAACUACAUUAUAUACUUAAAGAGAAUUCCACUCUAGCAGAAACAGUAGACAAACUUAAAAACGAACUGACUAACCUAAGGAAGAUUGUAGAUGAACUUAAAAAUGAAAACGAAACUUUGAAAACAAAUACAAAAUCUGAAUGCGCGAACACUGCAACAUUAAAUGAAACAAUUAAUGAGUUAAAAGCUAAAAUAAUACACCAAGAACUACUUACCAACGAAAUUACAACAUUGAAGGAUGUAAAUGAAAAACUCGUCGAAAAGAAAAUGUUGUUAGAAACAGAAUUGAUUGCCACAGACACCAAACUUGUUCAGAUGGAACAGGACGUUGAAAAACUAAUAUCUGAUCUGAAUGAAAAAGACACAUUAAUAGAUAAACUUAAUACAACAAUCACUGAAAAUAAUGAAUCAAUCGGUCAUUUGAAUCACACUGUGGGUGAUCUGAACAAAACAUUGGAAAUUAAAAACGAAGAAAUAAAAAGACUUACUAAAUCACUUCAUGAAACCAAUGAAAAGUUGAGUUAUACGUCUGUUAAAUCGGACAGAGGCUUCGAAGAGUUAGAACAGCUACACAGUGAAAAGGAAGAUCUGAGCAAACAGGUACUGGAUCUUAAUGAAGAAAUGAUUUCAAAGAACACUCAACUAUCUGUUCUCACAAAACUGUCCCAAGAAUUGGAAAAAACUUGUCAAGAAUAUAAAGUAACAAUAGACACUAAAGACAAACAGAUAAAAGAACUGAACCAAUCAAUUGUGGAACUAAAUGACAAAAUAAAAACCUCAGAGAAUACCACGAAACAUAAUGAUGAAUAUGCCCAUUUAGUUCAUGAGAAAGAAUCAUUAGAACAAGAGGUCUCUGCUCUGAAAAAUUACUUGACAACAAAAGAACACGAAUGGUCAGAAAUUAAGGUAAAAACCGAACAUUGGGAAAAGGCGUGCGAUGAGUACAAAGCGACUUUAGAAAUAGCUGCUAACGAGAAAUCGGAAUUAAUCAACUUGAUAAACCUCAAACACAAUGAAAGUAUACAGUACCAUAACGAAAUUCAGAGGCUAAACCAUGCGAUAUUGGAACAGACUAAUGAAUUUAAGAGGGUUAUUGAAGAAAAAGACUUGUUGAUACGAAACAAGUCGAGUAGUUGCUCCAAUUGUGAAAAUUUAAAGAUAACCCUGAGAGAAAAAGAUGAUAUUAUAAUAACCUUGAAUCAGAAUAUAGCGGACUAUGAAAUGUUGAAGUCUGAACUUGCGCGUGCGAAUGACACCAUCAAGAGUUUGACGGAACGGUGUGAGAACCUAGAUAAAAGUAUGGCCAUUCAGUUGGAAACUGUUAGAAAAUUGACGGCAGAAAAUGUACAGUUGUCGGAAUUAGAACAGAACUCCACCAAAGAGUUGGAGCGCUUACGUCACCACUUGGUGGAGAUGGAGGAGAACUACACGCAGGAGCUGAUGACGUCAGAGCAGAAGCUGACGGAGUGCCAGACCAGGCUGCACCAGGUCGAAGAGAGAGCCAAACAGAAUAGCACUGUUUAUACUAGCAACAGCAUCCGAGCGAACCAAGAAGUGGAGACGCUGCGCAACCAACUGAAGCUGCUGGAGAAGCAGCGUGAUGAGGUGCAGGGCAGGCUGAGUGAGGCGGAGGACGCGAGGAGCCGUAGCGAGGCGGCCCUCACCAACCUGCAGGUUGUGCUCGAACAAUUCACGCUUGACAAAGAACGCGAGAUCCACGCAGCCACAGAGAAAAUACGAAACAAACUAGACGACGUUAAAAAGCACAACUUGACACUUCAAGACGAAGUCACUAGACUCAACGCGAAGUUGGAAGAGGCAAUGAACGGUCUUCAGGCAGCCUCUAGGUUGGGUGACCAGGUGGAGACUAAGACGGCUCAAAUUAACGACUUGAAAGAGCAAGUGCGCACCCUGCAAGUGUCAGUGGCCGCGGCCGAGGAGCGCUAUUACAACGCGACGUCCAACCAACAGGACAAGGUGGACAAAAACCUGGUCAAGAAUCUCGUCAUCAACUACGUCAUGACGGCUGCGCAGAACAGCUCUAACAAACUACAAGUUCUGCGCAUCCUAUCAACAGUCUUGGACUUCAACCAGCAGGAGUGCGAGCGGCUUGGUUUGUCUCGGUCGGCCACCACACCAGACAGCUUGGCAGCUGAGUUCGUCAAGUUUCUACAAAACGAGUCCAAGCCGCGAGCACCACUUCCCAACAUGAUGGGGCUGGCGCAGGGGGCCAGUAGAAGCACCACGCCUGUGUCCAGGAAGAGUUCCACCAUCGGUCCGCAACCAACCCCGGAACCAGGUCACACGCGCAACCCGUCAACCGGUUCCAACAACCUGCUGUUCCAAAACAUAGACGCUUUAGAAACCUCUUCACAAAUAUCCAUAGAAUCUGAUAGUACGCGACGGGGGGCGCUAGAUACGGGUGUGACGCAACCUAGGGACACAGAAGGGGCUAUAUUAAAACAUGUUUUGAGAGAUAUGUGAUUGUUACUCUGUAUAAACGCUGUGAAUAGGUCCCAGGUUGCAGAAGAUCGGGUUGGUUUGCAACCAGGUUGCAUGGCGAACGGAAACGGAAUUUUGGAUUUGUGAAUUCUCCUUUUUUAUGAAUAACCUAAAUACUUUUCAUUUGGUUACUUUAGGGUUGUCAAACCAAAUCUUAUAAAAAGUAGAUAGGGGUAAUAACGGUACUGAGUAGUUAAUGAAAAGUAAGUAAAUGGUAAAAGAACAUUCUAAAGUGAUUUUAUAUUGGAACGAAACCCCUGGAUAAUGUGGAGUUAUAAGUGUCUAAAAGAAUCAUAAAUAUCAUUUGAUUUCUUGUAGAAAAGUGUUAGAAAACAGUUUUAAACUACUAAUAAGAAGCAAGAGUAAAAUAAUUUUCAUUAUUGAUUGAAGUUGUGUAUAUUACGCGCAUAAAACUCCUCUUUUACGUCAUUUGUAAUAAUAAACUGAAUUGCAACUGUAGUAUUAUAAUUUUACAAUCAGUAAAUGAAUGUUACAAUUAUUACAAUUACAAAAUGAAUUGUCCGAUUAUUAAAUUCAAAUUCAUAAAUAAAUAAAUUUUAUGAUAAAUAAUUUAGAGAUUUUACAAUUCGUUUUGUGAACUAGCGGCUUUAUUUUAGCAUUUAAUUUUAGUUUUAAUUGUAUAAACGUAUGUUCAAAUAUUGUAGCGGAUUAGUCUACGAUUAGUAUUAUUUUGGUGCCUUAUAGAUUGUUUUAUAGCAGUAAUUUUUUUUAUUUCUAUAAAUUUUUGUUUUAUAAAAGAAAAUAUGAUUUGGUUUUUAUUAUCAUCUGUGCUAGAGUUUUAUGUUGUAAAUUUUUAGUGUGCUAUUUAUCUUAAAAUGUUUCAUAUAAUUUCAAAAGAUGGUUUAUAUUGGUGGUGGAGUGUGCUCCGGUUGAUUGAGCUGUUUAUGUUAUUGUUUAUAUAAUUAUAAUAUUAAUAUAUGUAUUAUUAUAAAUAUCAUUAUAAUAUAAUAAUAUAGUAUUUAUACAUAUACUGAAAUUAUGUAGUCAUAGACUGUUAUUAAAUGUUUAGGAUCGAAAUCUGAAGUUUUAAAACCUUUCUUUUAUCGUAAAAAUAUAUUAAUUAAUUAUUAUUUUUAUGGAAAUUAGGUUUUCAUUUUAUAAAAUUACUCAAAAAAUAUUUGCUAUUUAGUAAUAAAAUAGUUUUAAUUACCUCAUUGUAAUAUAGAUAUUUCGACUUUGUAAAUUUUGUAAUAAUAAUCUAAAUUCAUUUCGCCUGUAUUUUGUUCAAAUAAUUCUGAAAUUAUUAUUAUUGAUUUUUAGUUAUAUUGAAUUGUAAAUUUAAUUUGUGAAUAUUGUUAAUAUUAAUAUAAC